Messenger RNA from Panicum virgatum (switchgrass), 1105 nucleotides. Its product is annotated as putative RING-H2 finger protein ATL71. The transcript has a single exon. The coding region runs from base 73 to 543 and encodes 156 amino acids. The record is from RefSeq and is a predicted model, not a curated record. Lineage: Eukaryota; Viridiplantae; Streptophyta; Magnoliopsida; Poales; Poaceae.
AAACACCGACCGACCGACCGACGGAACAAGCGUAGCGAUCAAGGGGAGAGGGGAGAGGAGCGAGCGAGAAAGAUGGCGCAGGUGUGGGCGGUGUCCCUGGCCGUGGCGUCGCUCGCCAUCAGCAUGCUCGGGGUGCUCGGCGUCUGGCUCUGCUACCUCUUCGACGCCGUGGCGCGGGGCCGCGCGCCCCGGACCCCGCCGCCCACGCCCCAGGCGGCGUCCGAGGAGGAGGACGAGGAGGACGGCAAGAACGGGCUCUCGGAGGCGGAGCUGAUGCGGCUCGGCGGGGUCGCCGUGCUGGAGUCCACGGAUGGCGGGGAGAAGGAGGAGGAGGGGGAGGCGCUCUGCCCGAUCUGCCUUGACGCCAUGGAGCCCGGCCGCGCCGUACGCGUGCUCCCCGGCUGCAACCGCGCCUUCCACCAGGACUGCGUCGACCGGUGGCUCGCCAUCUCGCCGCGCUGCCCUGUAUGCAACGUCUGGGCCGCGCCGCCGCGGGCGCCCGCGUCCUCGCCGCGGUCGCCAAAGACCGGCUGGGAUUCGUGAGGUGGGGGCGGCGUCUUCUCUGGCGCCUGUGGCGGGUCAGUUCUUGGUUCUUGACGAAUUCUUGGUUGGGUUCUGAUCGUCGAUCAAGAAGCCUUCUUGAUGAACUCUCGUCGGUUUCGCACUUGUGGAGAACGAUUCUUGAUGAAUUCUUGGCGGCUACUUGAUUUUGUGAAGGAUUCUUGGACGGGAUUGCAUGUUCAUCGAUUCGAUCCUCGAAUUCCUGUUCCAGAUCAGUAGGUUUUGCAGGUUUUAUUUCUUAUUCUUGUAACAGAUCAUCACAUUUCGACAGAGUUAGUCUUCCCGAUGAACGAGCUGAAUUGAUUAUGCCAAUGUUUGUGGGAUUGCAUAAUCUGUCUUUGUUUCUAAAGCUUCAGACUAGUUCUUUUGGUCGUUCGUACCCUAGGAAUCCCGGGGUAUGCCCCCUAGCCCGGACUAUCUUGAAUCAGGUAGGUCUGUUUGGGCCGAAAACUUUCCCACUCUGCUCUCUCUGUUCGCUCUGUAAUGCUGGAUGGAACUGGGUAUUUCCGUUUUUAUUAAUGGAAAUGUUGAUGAGCCUCGUAUC